Messenger RNA from Rhagoletis zephyria (snowberry fruit fly), 498 nucleotides. Lineage: Eukaryota; Metazoa; Arthropoda; Insecta; Diptera; Tephritidae. The record is from RefSeq and is a predicted model, not a curated record.
AUGGACUGCAACGACAACAACUUUUGUCCUGGACAGGACUAUGGUGCUCACUCUGCCUACGUGCCCUGCAGUUAUCUUCCUCUGGACUUUAUUGACUGUGACGAUCUGAUUGACCACCAAGGCAAUGUUACUUCACUUGAACAAUCAGGCAACUUGGGCUGUUUGAAGUUUGGUGGACAAAACAGCAAAGAUGUGUACAUGGGUUCACGAUACUGCCAUGUGAUCAAGGAUAUUGAGUGCUACGGAAACAAGAGCUUCAUACGUUACGGGUUUCCCUGUCUUCGCUACAACGGCCACUACUUUGUGACCACUUUGCUCUUCUCACUUUUACUCGGCUUCCUCGGAAUGGAUCGUUUCUACCUUGGCCAUACUGGCACAGCCAUCGGAAAGAUGCUCACCAUCGGUGGCGUGGGCAUCUGGUGGAUUGUCGACAUUAUCCUUCUAAUUACAGGCAACCUCAUGCCCGAGGAUGGCAGCAACUGGAUGCCCUACGCCUAA